Boleophthalmus pectinirostris (great blue-spotted mudskipper) is the source of this 300-nucleotide messenger RNA. Its product is annotated as extended synaptotagmin-3-like. NCBI's taxonomy places the organism in Eukaryota, Metazoa, Chordata, Actinopteri, Gobiiformes, Gobiidae. Bases 25 to 300 code for a protein of 91 amino acids. The transcript is spliced from 4 exons. The record is from RefSeq and is a predicted model, not a curated record.
GAACAGGCUUGGCCCUUUUUUGGAAUGUUUAUGGAGAAAUUAUUAAGAACCAACAUUCAGCCUGCUGUCCGACAGUCCAACCCCGCUCUGAAGACCUUCACCUUCACCAAGGUGCACUUUGGACACGUGCCCCUGAGGAUCACUGGGAUGAAGGCUUACACACAUGAGGUGGAUCAGAGAGAGGUGAUUCUGGAUCUUAAUAUCAGUUGGUCUGGAGACGUGGACAUUGACGCAGAUGUGAAGCCUCCCAUCACCGCCGGAGUGAAAGGGCUCAAAGUGGUUUUUCGACAUUUCCUGUGA